Messenger RNA from Talaromyces atroroseus, 498 nucleotides. RefSeq lists its product as hypothetical. Lineage: Eukaryota; Fungi; Ascomycota; Eurotiomycetes; Eurotiales; Trichocomaceae. Bases 1 to 498 code for a protein of 165 amino acids. The record is from RefSeq and is a predicted model, not a curated record. Gene Ontology annotation, biological process: adenosine 5'-(hexahydrogen pentaphosphate) catabolic process; diadenosine hexaphosphate catabolic process; diphosphoinositol polyphosphate metabolic process. The transcript is spliced from 3 exons. Gene Ontology annotation, cellular component: cytoplasm; nucleus. Gene Ontology annotation, molecular function: bis(5'-adenosyl)-pentaphosphatase activity; bis(5'-adenosyl)-hexaphosphatase activity; diphosphoinositol-polyphosphate diphosphatase activity.
AUGGCGGCUGCAACUCGUUCAAUGGAGGCCCGUGUGGGCAGGACUAAUCAGAGAUAUGGCGCCAAAGGAGAGAGACUUGUAGCCGGCAUUGUCCCCUUGUCCGUCGACAAAACCAAAGUGUUGAUGAUUCAGUCCGCUGGACCAGGUGGAUGGGUUUUACCAAAAGGAGGCUGGGAACUUGAUGAACCGACCGCUCAACAAGCAGCACAGCGAGAAGCUUGGGAAGAAGCAGGCGUCAUUUGUGCUGUGCAGCGAGAUCUUGGCGUUAUCCCGGAUAUGAGGCCCGCUGGUCUAUUGUCUUCCACGGCUCCAAAAGCAUCAUAUCAGUUUUUUGAAGCCAUCGUUAGCCGCGAAGAGGCCCAGUGGCCUGAAAUGCACAAGAGGAAACGGCAAUGGGUCACAUACGCGCAAGCUGCAGCUGCCUUGGUUAAUCGCCCCGAACUACUCGAAGCGUUAAAUCGCAGUUCGUUGCGACCGCUGUCUGAUGACCUGAUAUGA